This is a messenger RNA of Carassius carassius (crucian carp), 1736 nucleotides long. RefSeq names its product C5a anaphylatoxin chemotactic receptor 1-like. Bases 164 to 1219 code for a protein of 351 amino acids. Lineage: Eukaryota; Metazoa; Chordata; Actinopteri; Cypriniformes; Cyprinidae. Gene Ontology annotation, cellular component: plasma membrane. The record is from RefSeq and is a predicted model, not a curated record. Gene Ontology annotation, molecular function: G protein-coupled receptor activity; complement receptor activity. The transcript is spliced from 2 exons. Gene Ontology annotation, biological process: inflammatory response; complement receptor mediated signaling pathway; positive regulation of cytosolic calcium ion concentration.
AAACCUUGUGUAAAAAGUGCUUACACAACAUCGCUAAGGAAAAGGUUUGGCAAACAGCGCUUUGCAAUAAUUUCCUGGCUAUAAGGGGUGCAAAAAUAGACGAGCUGAAUCACAUCCUGUGCAGCAGUUCAGCACUUCACAGCCAGAAACUCUGAGAGCAGAAAUGGGGGAAGCUGACAAUUCAUCUGAUUACCCUACUAUUGACUGGUGUGAGGGGGAUGCAGACUGCACCCCUUUUGUGAUCCCCACUAUUUCCCCACUGUCCAGGAUUGGUUCUCGGCACUGGAUCGCUCUGGUCUGCUACCUCAUUGUGUUCCUGCUGGGUGUCCCGGGGAACGCUCUGGUGGUGUGGGUGACUGCGUUCCGAAUGCCGAACUCUGUGAACGCACAGUGGUUUCUGAAUCUGGCCAUCGCGGAUCUGCUGUGCUGCUUAUCGCUGCCUCUCCUCAUGGUGCCGCUCGCUCAGGACCAGCACUGGCCUUAUGGUGCUUUAGGUUGCAAAUUACUCAGCGGUUUGUUGUACAUGAUGAUGUACUGCAGCGUUCUGCUCCUGGUCGUGAUCAGCUUGGACCGUUUCCUACUGGUGACCAGACCGGUGUGGUGCCAGAACCACAGAAACACGAGGCAGGCCCGCUGCGUCUGUUUGGUCGUCUGGAUUCUCUCUCUCCUUGCCGGUUCUCCUCAAUUUGCUCACAUGGAAAUCUAUGAAGAGAGCAAUACUAAAUUAUCGUGCAAAGGCAUCUACAGUGACAUAGGUUAUGCAUGGACUGUAACUCUUGCCCGCUGUUUUCUGUCUUUUCUGCUGCCUUUCCUGAUCAUCUGCAUCAGCCAUUGGAAGGUUUUCCGCACAACGAGUUCUGGACGAGGCAGCGACAAGUCGGCCCGCACGCUACGUGUCAUCCUGGCAUUGGUGCUCAGCUUCUUCCUGUGCUGGCUUCCUUUGAACGUUGUGGACAUUAUGAUGUUAAUGAAAAAAGGACGAUCAGAGAGUUUUAUAGCCAACUUGAAUCUAGCCCAUGUGCUGACGCUCUGCUUGGCUUACAUUAACAGCUGUCUGAACCCUCUGCUCUAUGUAUGUCUUGGCCGCGGUUUUAAGGAAAAUCUGAUUAGCUCGCUGCGGAGUGUGCUUCACUUCGCAUCCGAGGCACCGAUUCAUCGAACCAGCAUGACUGCCACCAGUAAGUCAACCACAGACGGGUUCAGAGAGAAGCCCUUGUGAAAAAUGGUUGCGUAGAGAUAUGGAUCGUAGUCUUUGUCUUCAGAUACCACUCUCUAGAAUCAUUUGUAGGUUUAAAGAAUCAUUUUAUCAUGUUUGGAAAAUGCUGCACACCAAAGAUGUACAAACAUGUUCACCAAUAUUGUUUUAUUGUAUUAACAAUAACCUUUUUAAACAUCCGUAACAUUCACACACACAUUUUGCAAACAGCGAUUCAUAACCAGGUCCUGUCACAGCUAAUCAAAAACAGCAGUGCAUACUUUACUAUAGGUUUGUGUGCAUGCACUAAUUUUCACCAACCGGAAUUACUCCAAUUUGAUUUCAGAUUCUGGAAGCUGUGUUUAUAUGAACAUGUCUAUGUUAUAUAAGUAGCUAUGUCAGAAUAGAUAUAAUAAGUAAAACUUAUGGAAACUACUUAUUCACUGAUCAGUUCAUCAGACAUAUGCAAAAAACAUAAGUAAACACUCAUAUUUUAGUUUGAGUUAUUUUAGUGGGGCAGGGGGGUUGGGUCCGGUUGGUU